AUGGGUGACUGGUCUAUUCUUAGCCGCCUCCUCACAGAAGUUCAACACCAUUCAACUGUUAUUGGGAAGAUCUGGCUGACUGUACUCCUUAUCUUCCGCAUCUUAUUGGUUACUUUGGUAGGAGAGGUUGUUUACAGUGAUGAGCAGUCCAAGUUCACCUGCAACACACUGCAACCAGGCUGUAAUAAUGUGUGCUAUGACACCUUUGCUCCUGUUUCCCACCUCAGGUUCUGGGUCUUCCAAAUUGUCUUAGUGUCUACACCUUCCAUUUUCUACAUUGUUUACCUGCUCCAUAAAAUUACAAGUAAUAAGAGGUUAGAAGCUGAAAGGAAAUUUAUGGAAUUAUUGCCAUCAAGUCUUCCAGAUAAUGUACAGCACCGAGAGAUUUUAAGUUUCAGUCAAAGGACUGAAGAUAGCUGUGAUAUUGAAAUGAGCUCAAAGGCUGAAGAUCAUAUUAAAAGAAAGUGUACCAAUGAAGUCACAGAUAAUACUGAGAGGUCAUCCAGUAAAAUGUUGAUGAUAUAUAUUACCCAUGUCAUACUGAGGUUAGCACUGGAAAUUGGGUUCUUGUCAGGGCAAUAUUACCUCUUUGGUUUUGAAGUGCCUCAUAUUUUCCAUUGUCAGACAUAUCCAUGCCCAACCCAAACAGACUGCUUUGUCUCCAGGGCAACAGAAAAGACCAUCUUUCUGAAUUUCAUGUUUGGUGUUAGUCUCACAUGCUUCCUUCUGAACAUUGUGGAACUGCACUACCUUGGAUGGAACUACAUUUUCCAAGUCAUGUGCUCAACUUGUUUUAAUUGUUCUGGGUCUGUCAGGAGACAGGAAGAUGGAUCCACAAACUGCUAUUCAGGGCAUAAUAUUAUCCUAAAGCAACUGAGGAACUCCACUCAUGAAAAACUGGUCCCAAAGACCUCCCCACGGCUGUCACAACAGAAACUUGGUUAUUCUCAGACAAAUCAAGCUACAAUAUCAUUUUCAACCAAUUCUGCUGAAAUAACCCCAAAUAAUCUCAAAGCUAAACAUAAGAGCGUAACAAAAUUAGUAAAAAGCAAGAAGUCAUGGCUAUAG
Messenger RNA from Protopterus annectens (West African lungfish), 1068 nucleotides. RefSeq names its product gap junction delta-2 protein-like. Lineage: Eukaryota; Metazoa; Chordata; Ceratodontiformes; Protopteridae. The transcript has a single exon. Gene Ontology annotation, cellular component: connexin complex. The coding region runs from base 1 to 1068 and encodes 355 amino acids. Gene Ontology annotation, biological process: cell communication. The record is from RefSeq and is a predicted model, not a curated record.